Molecule: messenger RNA, 2131 nt
Organism: Colletotrichum navitas
Lineage: Eukaryota; Fungi; Ascomycota; Sordariomycetes; Glomerellales; Glomerellaceae
Exons: 2
Coding region: 309-1667 (452 amino acids)
Source: RefSeq, a predicted model, not a curated record
CUAGUUCAACCCAUCCUGUGGCCAACACCUAAAACUCGCAGGUCAUGACGCCGCACGAGGUAACCAGGGCCCAGACUGCAUGUGAUUCAGAAGCACUUGGCUGGUCGAUAAAAUAACUGGCUCCGACCGCCUGUAUUUCGACGGCAACUCUUCAUCUACCGGCACGCAUAAAUACAAAUCACACAUUCGCCUUUCAGCCUCGGUUUCUUUGACAACAGCCCGAUCGCAAUUCCCAAGUCAUCGCCCAGCCAGCAAACCUAGCUCUCGGCCUUGGACCCUUCUGACGCAAGACAACCGCUUCGCCCACGAUGCUGGAAUACCUGAGCUACAAGAAGUUCAAGAAAUACAAGACAGAAAAGGAGGCAAAGCAGGCGGCGGAAGGGGAGCAGCAAUCGCAGGAGCAAAAUGGAUCAUCCUCGGCGCAUCUCAGACCCGACUCGCGGCCUUCGCCGUCGCGGCGCCAGACCAGCUCUCAAUCCGUCCUAACAACGGCGAGCGGAGCCACCGAAGGCGGUCCCACACCGCUUUUAGAUCGCAAGGACGAGGCCUUCUUCAGGCGCAUUCUCUCUGACCCGGACGAGGUUGACUCGGACGACGAGAGCGUUCGUCCGGCGCUGCCCCCGCGCAGCAAGACCCCGGAGUACACGUGGGACUCUGACGAAUCCCGCCGCGCGGCCCCGCACCGGGGCCAGCAGCAGACCCCCGUCAAGGCGGCGACGGUCGCCGUCGCCGAGAAGCCUGAGGGCUCAGGGCCCUCCAGGAUCCCCGGCAAGAUCGCCUUCCUGUUCAACAAGGCCAAGGGCGGCGACAAGGACAAGCAGCUCGAGCCGAUCAAGCCCGUGAAGCCUGAGGAGGCGGCGCGCGAGCAGGACGACCUGUCGCGCGUACUCGACGACCUGAACCUCUCGGCGCGCAACAACAAGGCCAUCCCCCUAUCGGCCGAGUCAUCUGAGCUCGUCGGCAAGUUCACCCUCGUCCUCAAGGACCUCGUCAACGGCGUGCCCACGGCCGUCGACGACCUCCGCAACCUCGUCGAAGACCGCGACGGCACCCUCAAGAAGUCGUUCGACAAGCUCCCCAGCAGCAUGCAGAAGCUCGUCACCAGCCUCCCCGACAAGUUCACCGCCAGCCUGGGGCCCGAGGUCCUCGCCGCCGCCGCCAAGAGCCAGGGCAUCAACGCCGCCGAGGUGUCGGCCAGCGAGGGCAUCAAGGGCGCCGCCAAGAAGAUGUUCACCCCCACCAGCUUCGCCGACUUGGUCUCCAAGCCCGGCGCCGUCGUCGGCAUGCUCAAGGCCAUUGUCAACGCCCUCAAGCUGCGGUGGCCGGCCUUCAUCGGCACCAACGUCAUCUGGAGCGUGGCUCUCUUCCUGCUCCUAUUUGUGCUCUGGUACUGCCACAAGCGCGGUCGUGAAGAGCGUAUCAAGCGCGAGAACGUGCCCGAGGUCGUCGAUGGCAGCGGCCGCAUCGAGGAGCUCCCCGACGACCCCGCCCUCCCGGCGCCCCCGCGCUCGCGCACCGAGCCGGCCCGCGCGGACCAGGACCGCCCGAGGAGCCAGAGAAGCGAGCGCAGUCGGCGCAGCGGCAGGCACAGCUCGGGGAGGACGACGCCCCAACGCCGGGCCUCGCCGCCUCCUGACUCUCCCCGGAGAAGGGCGACGAGGAAGUGACGCGGGAAGGGUUUUGGUUUGCCUUACAACGCGUGCCCCCCGUGGGCUCGCACGUCUUCUUUUUCUUCUCUUUAAUGACUGGACUGUCACAUCCUGGAUGUUUUCUAGCGUUUUGCCACGAAUGAAUGCAACGAUGUAUGAACGAACGAGCUAGACACACGAGGCGACUGCCUGGUAAGACGGGGUUUUGCAAUGAUUUCAUGUCCUCAUUUGAUGCCUGUCUACCUAGCCUCGGCUUUCCUGUAUGCGAGCGAUUUCUCGAAAAGGAGGAAAAAAAUAUCAGAGCCCUCCCCACCCCCUAUAUUGGUGGCAUUCUCCGAUGCCUUUUACACAAUAGUCUAAUAUACAGCCGUGGAUCCGCAAUGCAAAGAACUUGUAGUGAAAAAAAGAAAAGAAAAAGAAAGAAAAAAAAAUUCGGGUAUCUCCGAAGCAAAGUACGCUUUUGUGUCGCUCUACCGUCCAAC